UAUUCAUGCAACAACAAAACAGGUCAUAGAACAAUGCGAUCUACAUAAACGUGCCACAUCCGUAGCGAUUAACACGUUGUUAUUCAUAUUAAUGGGUAAACGUGAACAAAUUUUACAUCAAAAAUUGUGUAACUGGUUGUAAGAUUUAAAAAACUUGACCUGGAGAUUUUCUUACUUAUCACCAAUCUCAUCUGCAGUAGCAGUCAGUUGUGUAAAAGUGACGGAACAAUUCUGAGUGCUGAAGGUCUGCACUUUUCAUUCUAAAUUCCAUAACAAAUCCAACCGCCAUGGACUACAAUUUCGAAGCCAAAGAAGUCGUGGAGCAGGGCAGGACGUCCCAAAAAGCCAUCGACUCCAUCAAGUUGUGGAUGAAGGACGAAGACCUACCCACGAUUCCGGAUCAAAUGGUGGUCAUCUUCCUGUUGUCCUGCAACAACCAACUGGAGUUCACCAAGAAAACCAUCAGGGCUUACUACAAGUGCAUGAAGAACUCCCCGGAGCUGUUCGACGACCGAAUUGUUGAACGAAAGGACUUGCAACUGGCUUGCACCACCGUGCAAAUGGUGAGCAUCCCCAAACGCACGGAACAAAACCACGCCAUACAUUUCUUUAAGUUGGUGGACGGGAGCUACAGCAACUUUGAGCUGGUGCCUAUAAUGAAGGCUUCGCUCAUGCUCUUGGAUGUCACCCAACAGAUUAACCCUCCGGAUGGCCUCAUCGUCAUCAUCGACAUGAAACCCUUUGGACUUAUGCACUUGACAAGGUUAAAGAUAGGAGCCAUAAGGAAGUACAUGCAGUUUGUGCAGGAGGCCUUUCCUUUACAGAUUAAAGCAAUACAUAUUUUAAAUGCCGUUUACUUCUUUGAUAAAAUCAUGGCCAUUCUAAAGACAGUGAUGAGCAGCCACCUCAUCGAUUUGAUGAAGAUACAUCCUUCAAGCCUUAACAUGGAGGAGUUUUACAAAAAAUACGUACCAGCAAAGUAUUUGCCUUCGGAUUAUGGUGGUGAAUUGUCUUCAAUGGAGAAACUUCACAACAUGACCAUGGAGAAGAUGGAGAGAAGGCAAUCGUUCUUUGAUGAGGAAGAACGUAACAGGAAAGUGUUUCGGUCUUAAUACAUCGUUCCUAGUUUAGUUUUAGGUUGCGUGAUUGCUCAAUUAUUAUAAUAAAGUUAUGAAUCCUAA
This is a messenger RNA of Aethina tumida (small hive beetle), 1181 nucleotides long. RefSeq names its product retinaldehyde-binding protein 1. The record is from RefSeq and is a predicted model, not a curated record. NCBI's taxonomy places the organism in Eukaryota, Metazoa, Arthropoda, Insecta, Coleoptera, Nitidulidae. Gene Ontology annotation, molecular function: phosphatidylinositol bisphosphate binding. Bases 288 to 1112 code for a protein of 274 amino acids. Gene Ontology annotation, cellular component: membrane. The transcript has 5 exons.